CCUGCAUCAGUCACAGUCACAACUUCUGUCCUACUGAAGAUAUCAUCAGCUGCCAGCACCACAAUGAAAGCUUUUAUAUUCCUGUGUCUCCUGCACGUGGCAUUCAGCAUGGCACGUGCAGAUUAUACCAAUUCAAACUGGGGCUCUUCAAGCGGAUCUUCUGAGAAACAAGACGAACCUGUGUGUACCACGGACCAGGCAUCAUGUGGCUGCUGUCUGAUGCAGCGACAGAUGCACAGGAUGGAGACGUUUUUUAAUGAAACCUUUAAGUACCUGGAGGAGAACCUGAUGAGAACAAGGACUAUCCUCAACAAUGUCAGAUCCAGCCGCAGUGCCUUCUCUGUCGCUCUGACCAACGCGAACACUUUAACGUGCACUGGUCCAUUCCGUGAUGACACGUUCGUCAGAUAUUCGCAUGUCUUCAUCAACUUGGGAAACGGCUAUGAUGUCAGCACUGGUUUUUUCACUGCUCCUCGCUCUGGUGUCUACAGCUUGGCACUCACUGUCUACAGUGAUGCUGGAGCUCCUGCAAGCUCACUGGCUGCCUGCGUCAAUCUGCAGGUUAACAAUGUAGUGGUGGCAGGACCUCAAGAAAGAAAUCAGCAAGACCAAGAAGACAGUGCCUCUAUUGUUAUUGUCGUUCACCUGCAAGCUGGGGACAUUGUGACUGUCCACCUGCCCAUUGGGUGUUUCCUCUGUGAUGACAAAAGCCACUACAACACCUUCUCUGGCUACUUGCUGUAUGGUACUGAAUAAUUUAGUUAGGCGUAGCUGUGCUGUCAUUUUACUUAGGAUUUACUGACAGGUUUGUCUGUAGAUGAAAUACUGUAGUUGACAGUCUUGCCUUGUAGUCCUGAAUUUAUAUUCUCUAUCGUAAAUAUACAUUCAAAUAUAGUGCUCUCAGCUUUAUUUUACAUGUUUUAGUUCAGCACAAACAAACCAGCAUUACCUGAUGGAAGAAAGACAUCAAGGUCAAAGUGCAUCAAGAU
Molecule: messenger RNA, 989 nt
Organism: Sphaeramia orbicularis (orbiculate cardinalfish)
Lineage: Eukaryota; Metazoa; Chordata; Actinopteri; Kurtiformes; Apogonidae
Product: complement C1q-like protein 2
Exons: 4
Coding region: 64-756 (230 amino acids)
Biological process (GO): maintenance of synapse structure
Cellular component (GO): synapse
Molecular function (GO): protein binding
Source: RefSeq, a predicted model, not a curated record